AUGUGUAUAUGUUUCAAACGGGUGUGUCAAAACAUUUUUGGGGACAAUCGUCAAAGUGACAAUCCAUCUAUCAUAAUAGUAAAUCCACCGAGCACGAGCAAGAAAGGUUCGAAGAAGGGCAAAAAUCAAAAUGACUCAAAUGAAAUGCACAUUAUUGCCCAUAAUCUGCAACAGGGUCCGAGUACUGGCCAAUCUGUAAAUCCCGAAACGAUUGAAGCAGGAAACGUGCAAAUCACCAUACAGCACAAAGAUAGAGAUAUGGCAAUCACCAUAGCAAAAGGUGAGGAAAAAAAUGAUGAAGCGGAGGUUAGCCCAAGCACAGGUCAGAAAAAAAAAUCAACGACCAACAAAGAUACGGCGGCGACUACCGAAAGUAGAAAAAAAUCACCAAAGAAAAAAUCACCUAAAAAAAAAUAA
This is a messenger RNA of Myzus persicae (green peach aphid), 417 nucleotides long. RefSeq lists its product as uncharacterized. The transcript is spliced from 2 exons. NCBI's taxonomy places the organism in Eukaryota, Metazoa, Arthropoda, Insecta, Hemiptera, Aphididae. The coding region runs from base 1 to 417 and encodes 138 amino acids. The record is from RefSeq and is a predicted model, not a curated record.